GUAAUGAUCCUCACCUGCCUAACAAGAUAUUGGAUCCUCAAUAUCUAAGUCGGGUAUCAGAUACAUAUAGGGAUCUUCAACAAAUAAUACAGAGACAUGGGCCAUGGGUUUCUGCUUGGGUAGGUGAAGCUGGUGGUGCCUACAAUAGUGGUGGUCAUCUUGUGUCAAACACAUUUUUGAACAGCUUUUGGUAUUUGGAUCAGCUAGGAAUGGCAUCUAAAUUCAACACCAAGACUUACUGCAGACAAAGUUUAGUUGGUGGGAACUAUGGUCUCCUUGAUACCGAGACAUUUAUACCAAAUCCUGACUACUACAGCGCACUGUUGUGGCAUCGGCUUAUGGGGAAGGUAGUUCUUUCUGUGGAUAACAAUGGGUCUUCCUUCCUACGUGCUUAUGCUCACUGUGCCAAAGAAAAGGCUGGAGUAUCUUUGGUCCUAAUCAACUUGAACAACACUGAGUUCAGAAUCACAGUCCAAAAGGUGAUGAAAAACAAAAUGAACGAGGAUUAUGAAACUAAGAAUAAUGGCUCUCUUUCUGAUGGUUUGAAGAAGAUGGCUUCCCGGAUUGGAAUGGAAGCACCCUCCAGCUCAAUCAAGCGAGAAGAGUAUCAUCUAACAGCAAAAGAUGGUAACCAUAGAAGUAGAACAAUGUUGCUAAAUGGAAGAACUCUGGAACUUUCUGAAGAUGGACAAAUUCCAGAUUUAGUUCCUUCCUAUGUAUACAGCAAUUCGCCAAUUAUAGUAGCUCCUCUCUCCAUUGUAUUUGUUGUGAUUCCAAACUUUGAUGCUGAAGCUUGUUCAUAACAACAUAUAUAUAGUUCCUGCCAUGUACCUUCUGAUGCCAAAGAGAGCUCUAUCUAUGUAACAAUCUAAUUUUAUGUUUAAAUCACAAAUUGCUCUAAGAUUAAGUAAUAUUGUGGUGUAGACACAUCAAGUUGUGAUGUCAUUUUUUUGAGAAGAAGCUGGUCUUUAAACGCC
Molecule: messenger RNA, 977 nt
Organism: Dendrobium catenatum
Lineage: Eukaryota; Viridiplantae; Streptophyta; Magnoliopsida; Asparagales; Orchidaceae
Product: heparanase-like protein 1
Cellular component (GO): membrane; plant-type cell wall
Molecular function (GO): beta-glucuronidase activity
Source: RefSeq, a predicted model, not a curated record